This is a messenger RNA of Penicillium malachiteum, 3699 nucleotides long. RefSeq names its product mannosyl-oligosaccharide glucosidase (gene cwh41). Gene Ontology annotation, cellular component: endoplasmic reticulum membrane. Gene Ontology annotation, biological process: oligosaccharide metabolic process; protein N-linked glycosylation. NCBI's taxonomy places the organism in Eukaryota, Fungi, Ascomycota, Eurotiomycetes, Eurotiales, Aspergillaceae. The transcript has 9 exons. The record is from RefSeq and is a predicted model, not a curated record. Gene Ontology annotation, molecular function: oxidoreductase activity; Glc3Man9GlcNAc2 oligosaccharide glucosidase activity. Bases 1 to 3699 code for a protein of 1232 amino acids.
AUGCCGGUAUCCGGAGAUCGUCGUGAAAUUGUCAUUGUUGGUGGUGGUAUCAUCGGCUGUUGUUCGGCAUAUUUUCUUACAAGACACCCCUCCUAUGACCCAACCCGACACAAAGUCACCCUUCUUGAAGCUUCGGACAUCGCAGGCGGAGCGUCAGGGAAAGCCGGAGGACUGCUAGCGCGAUGGGCAUAUCCGGAUAAUCUUGUAAAUCUCAGCUACCCACUCCACCAACAGCUGGCAAAGGAACACGACGGCAAGAACCGAUGGGACUACAGGGAAACAAACUGUGGCCAGUUAGUUGUCAAGGGUCGGGUUCUCUCCGACAAAAAACAGACCGGCGAUGGACAGCAUGAGUCGCUUGAGAAGCGCAGUGCAGCCGCUAUAUCCAAACUUAAGGCUGCUAAGAUCCCCCAUGACCUGGACUGGAUUGAGCCUGAACUCUUGAGAGCUUAUGAGAGUAUGAGUGGACCGGGCGAAACAGCACAGGUUCAUCCAUAUUUGUUUACUACAUCUAUGGCAAAGCUGGCCGAGGAGAAAGGAGCGGAAAUCAUCCUUGGUAAAGUUACCGAGAUCGUGCGCCCCAAUGGUGCUGUGAAAUCUGUUUCAUAUACCGACAAAGCAUCAGGCGAGUCUCGCACAAUCUCAGCUACAGAUGUGAUUAUUGCGGCUGGCCCAUGGACUCAAGCUAUAUUUCCUGAAGCUCCCAUUACUGCGAUGCGGGCACAUAGUGUGGUCAUCCGACCAACAAGACCAGUCAGUGCCUAUGCACUUUUUACGAACAUUGAGAUCCCAGCGAAUUUCAAUCCUGCUAUGAAAUCUCGGCCGACUGUAGCCACGCCGGAGAUCUAUACCCGUCCCGAUGACACUGUAUACGCCUGCGGUGAUGGUGAUAAGACUGUACCAUUGCCCCCGACUUCCGUUGAAGUCGAGGUGGAUCAGGAGCGCUGCCAGGAGAUUAUUGACCAUGUGGGUAGCAUUUCUAACCAGCUACGGGACGGAGAGAUCAGCGUGCGUCAAGCUUGCUACUUACCCAACACUGUUGGUGGCAGAGGGCCAUUGGUUGGUCUUACACAUACCAAGGGUCUUUAUCUUGCUGCUGGUCAUACUUGUUGGGGUAUUCAGAAUGGUCCUGGUACAGGAAAGCUCAUAAGUGAGUUUGUAUUUGAUGGCCAGGCUAAGAGCGCAAAGAUCGCUUCUCUGGAUCCUCGAAUUUGGAACUUGUACACAUUCAAUGUCCCCUCAAUUGGGAUGCAACUGAAAAGAAUGCAUCUCCGGAUUCCAGUUCUCUUAACAUCGCUCCUCUCCGCGACGGGAGUUCUUGCAAGCCAAGACCCGAACGAUGUCUCUAUCUUAAUUAAAGAGGCCGCACGCGCCAACAACGAAUCCCUGUUAUGGGGUCCCUACAAGCCCAACCUGUAUUUCGGCGUUCGUCCUCGAAUUGCGAACAGUAUUGCUGCAGGUUUGAUGUGGGCGAAGGUGGAUAACUAUGCCACUGCCCAGUCAAACUUCCGGCAUACGUGUGAGCAGAAUGAGGGUAUGGCAGGGUACGGAUGGGACGAAUACGAUAUCCGAAAGGGAGGACGGCAGACUAUUCACGAUGCUGGGAACUCUCUGGACUUGACCAUUGACUUUGUGAAGGUCCCCGGUGGCCAGAAUGGCGGAAGCUGGGGAUUCCGUGUCAAGGGUGUUCCUCGUGAGGAUGGUGCCCCGGAUCAGCCUACUUCUAUGGUUUUCUACACUACCCUCGAGGGAUUGGGUCAGCUAGGCGUUGAAAAGGCCAGUGUUGGUGAUGCGCCUGCACUCGAAGGUGAUGUCAGGAUUCUGGGUUAUUCUUCUGAACUUGGCGAGUUUACUAUCGACGUCACUGAGGGUCCCGAGACCAAUGAGUACUUCUCGCACAGCCACCCGAGCUACGAGGAUAAACCAUUGGGCAAGGGUCUGGUUACUAGUGGCAAUGUGCCGCAGCCUCAGCUUUGGCAGGCUAAGGGUUUGAUGUUUAUGCAGAUGAAGGGAGAGGUUGAGCCCACCAUUGAGAAGUAUGGAACGGAAAAUCCUCCUCCCCCAGCCCAGCUAUUUACUAUUAAGCACCAACCUGGAAAUGGCAACCUUCAUCUUGUCCAGAAGGUCUUCAAGGGUGCCUUCGAGUUUGAUGUUCUCUUUUCCUCCGGAUCUGCCCCUGAGCCUGAAAUCAAGGAAGCGUCGACGUCCUUCUCCGAGCGCUUUAAGGAAGUGCUGACACCUAACGCACCCUUCAACACCGCCAAAUACGUCCAGUUCUCCAAGGCUAUGCUGUCCAACUUAGUUGGUGGUAUUGGUUUCUUCCACGGAGAUGACAUUGUCGACCGAUCUGCCCAUCCUGCUUACGAGGAGGAGAACGAGGGCUUCUGGGAGGAGACCGCAGAGGCUCGCGCUGCGGCUCAGCCUGUCCUCGGGGGCGCCAAAGACCUGUUCACUUGUGUUCCAUCCCGUCCUUUCUUCCCUCGUGGAUUCCUCUGGGAUGAGGGUUUCCACCUGCUCCCCGUGAUGGAAUAUGACUCUGAUGUCGCACUUGAAAUCAUCAAGAGCUGGUUCCACUUGAUGGACGAAGAUGGAUGGAUUGCCCGUGAACAAAUUCUCGGCUUGGAAGCUCGCAGCAAAGUGCCCGCUGAGUUCACAGUGCAGUACCCACACUACGCUAACCCGCCCACUCUCUUCAUGGCUCUCGAGGCGUUCAUGGAUAAGGCCAAGAGCAACAAGAGCAUUCAGAAGCAAGGUCUCGAUGACCAGGAUGUUGCUGAAAACCUCCGCACUGCGACCCUACGCAACCCGGAGCUGGCCGAUGCCUACCUUCGCUCUUUCUACCCUCUCAUGAAGAGACACUACAACUGGUACCGCAACACCCAACGCGGUGACAUCAAGUCCUACGACCGCGAGGCCUUCUCCUCCAAGGAGGGUUACCGCUGGCGUGGACGUUUCGUCCAGCACAUCCUGACCUCUGGUAUCGAUGACUACCCUCGUCCUCAGCCUCCACACCCUGGUGAGCUGCACGUUGAUCUGCUCAGCUGGAUGGGUAUGAUGACCCGUACUCUGCGCCGCAUCGCAGAGACUCUUGGCGAACAGGAGGAUGCGGAGGAAUUCGCGUACCACGAGAAUGCCAUCACUCGCAAUAUUGAGGAUCUACACUGGAAUGAAGAUGCGCAGACUUUCUGCGAUGCGACAAUUGAUGAGUAUGAGGAGAGUGUGCAUGUCUGCCACAAAGGUUACAUCUCUAUUUUCCCCUACUUGACGGGCAUGAUUGGCCCCGACAGUCCCCGCCUCAAGGCAGUCUUGGAUCUCAUCAGUGACCCCGAGGAGCUGUGGAGUGACUACGGUAUUCGCAGCUUGAGCAAGAAGGAUGAGUUCUACGGCACAGAAGAGAACUACUGGCGAAGCCCUGUGUGGGUUCCUAUCAACUACCUGGUUUUGAGAAACCUUUUUGCCACCGCCAACGCAGAUGGUCCCCACCGUGAACAGGCUCGUGAGAUGUACUCCAGCCUGCGCAAGAACCUGGUUGAGAACGUCUUCAGAGAAUGGGAGAGGACUGGAUUCGCAUGGGAGCAGUACAACCCUGAGACAGGUGUCGGACAGCGCACACAGCACUUUACCGGCUGGACCAGUAUGGUGGUGAGCCUUAUGGCCAUGCCCGAUCUGAAGGAGGAGGUUCUCCACGACGAGCUGUAG